Molecule: messenger RNA, 750 nt
Organism: Eimeria mitis
Lineage: Eukaryota; Apicomplexa; Conoidasida; Eucoccidiorida; Eimeriidae
Exons: 4
Coding region: 1-750 (249 amino acids)
Source: RefSeq, a predicted model, not a curated record
AUGCUGUUGGAGCUGUCAGAGCAGAUGGAUUUGGCCGCACAGUCCCUGAAGCCUAAUGCGGAGCCAACUGUCUUCCCGCCGCCGUCCCCACAAGAGGAACUUCACUGGGACUCGCGGAUGGACGUCGUCAUUUUGUGUCUUUCCCUUGUGGAUAAACACUUGAAGACGCAAUUGCCUCUCCUCAGGCAAGCAGCCCCCGAGGCCUCUUCCAAGAUGGGCAUGAGAGAGGACGACGUCCUUGCAACGCUCAUGCACCAGAUGUGGGCGGGCUGCUACAGCAACGCUCUGUCUCUGCCAGCCACUCUUUCCACGCUGACUCUGUCCUCGCAGGAGACUGAGGCCCUCCUCAAGCCUCACAAGUCGCCAAUGAGGUUUUCUGAACAAACGCUUGUCGACAUUGACAGACUUCUCCUGGAUUUCGCGCAACUUGUGUUAGUUGAAGGCGCGUGCACGUGCGACCCCUGUGCUCCUGCGCGGCUGACUAUCGUCUUUAUGCCUUUGCGGUGGGUGGCGUGCUUUUCAGGAGGGCCGUCUGCCCUCUCCUUGGCAUACAACAGACUGGAGAGACACUUGGUGGUUCUGUAUCUUGAGCGUCUCCUGUAUUUUCUGCUUUCUUUUUCUCGCUGGGAGGAAGGCAGCGAAGGCCUACAGACGGAAACACAAGGGAAAGGGGGGGGCGCGAGAAAAGGCUCCUCUUACCAGCCCCAAGUAUUUAUAGAGAAGCAGCUCGUCGCUCAACAGAAGCCCUAG